Hippopotamus amphibius kiboko is the source of this 2646-nucleotide messenger RNA. RefSeq names its product SPRY domain containing 3 (gene SPRYD3). Lineage: Eukaryota; Metazoa; Chordata; Mammalia; Artiodactyla; Hippopotamidae. The coding region runs from base 118 to 1446 and encodes 442 amino acids. Gene Ontology annotation, molecular function: protein binding. The record is from RefSeq and is a predicted model, not a curated record. The transcript has 11 exons.
GAUUGGCCGGGGUGUGUGGAAAGGGGCGGGCCUCGGGGAGCGUAGGAAGGGCGGGGACCCGGAUGUGUGUGGUGGCGGCGGCCGAAGAGCUAGUGUGCGGAGCUGAGAGGCCUAUGGAUGAGGAGGACGCGGCGGCCCCGGUUUGUUCUCAUGAACAAGAUGGAUGACCUCAACCUGCACUACCGGUUUCUUAAUUGGCGCCGGCGGAUCCGGGAGAUUCGAGAGGUCCGGGCUUUCCGAUAUCAGGAGAGGUUCAAGCACAUUCUUGUCGAUGGAGACACUUUGAGUUACCAUGGAAACUCUGGUGAAGUUGGCUGCUACGUGGCUUCUCGACCCCUGACGAAGGACAGCAACUAUUUUGAGGUGUCCAUUGUGGACAGCGGGGUCCGAGGCACCAUCGCUGUGGGGCUGGUCCCGCAGCACUACAGCUUGGAUCACCAGCCUGGCUGGCUGCCAGACUCUGUCGCCUACCACGCUGAUGAUGGCAAGCUGUACAAUGGCCGAGCCAAGGGCCGCCAGUUUGGGUCAAAGUGCAACUCUGGGGACCGGAUUGGCUGUGGCAUUGAGCCCGUGUCCUUUGAUGUGCAGACCGCCCAGAUCUUCUUCACCAAAAAUGGGAAGCGGGUGGGCUCCACCAUCAUGCCCAUGUCCCCCGACGGGCUGUUCCCAGCAGUGGGCAUGCACUCCCUGGGUGAGGAGGUGCGACUGCACCUCAACGCUGAGCUGGGCCGCGAGGACGACAGCGUCAUGAUGGUGGACAGUUACGAGGACGAAUGGGGCCGGCUGCAUGACGUCAGAGUUUGCGGAACUCUGCUGGAGUACUUGGGCAAGGGCAAGAGCAUCGUGGACGUAGGGCUGGCCCAGGCCCGGCACCCGCUGAGCACCCGUAGCCACUACUUCGAGGUGGAGAUCGUGGACCCUGGAGAGAAAUGCUACAUCGCCUUGGGGCUGGCUCGGAAGGAUUAUCCCAAGAACAGGCACCCUGGCUGGAGCAGAGGCUCUGUGGCUUAUCAUGCAGAUGACGGGAAGAUCUUCCAUGGCAGUGGUGUGGGGGACCCCUUUGGGCCACGCUGUUACAAAGGGGAUAUUAUGGGCUGUGGAAUCAUGUUCCCCCGGGACUACAUUCUGGACAGUGAGGGUGACAGUGAUGACAGUUGUGACACAGUGAUCCUGUCCCCGACCGCCCGAGCUGUGCGGAAUGUCCGGAAUGUCAUGUACCUGCACCAGGAAGGGGACGAGGAAGAGGAGGAAGAGGAAGAGGAAGAUGAUGGGGAAGAGAUAGAGCAGGAGCACGAGGGCAGGAAGGUGGUGGUUUUCUUCACUCGGAAUGGCAAGAUCAUUGGGAAGAAGGAUGCUGUUGUACCUUCCGGGGGCUUCUUCCCCACCAUUGGGAUGCUGAGCUGUGGGGAGAAAGUCAAAGUGGAUCUGCACCCCUUGAGUGGCUAGGCCUUCUCCCCUGGACCGGCCCCUUCUGCCUCUCCUUGCCCUUUCCAGGUGCCCAGUUCCUGACUCCCUGAGGAUUUGCUUACCCAGCAGGCCCCGGGGGAUGUGUCUUCACUCUGCCCUACCAGGUCAGGCCCCUGCCAGCCUCCUCCGUGCCCAUGUUUCCAACCUGGUGCUGCCACUGUUGUUAGUCCUUGGGCUAGAGUCCCUGGUUGGACAGAAACAGGCCCAAAGAAUGGUGUUACUCUAUGGGUGGGUCCCACCGGCUUUGGCCGUGGGCUCCCCCGUCCCCCUCCCACACUGGCCCGCGUGAGGGCAGAGGAGUGAGCGUCUGGCUCAGCUGCUGUUAGGCCUGAGGCCUGGCAGAGGGUGGAGCAGGACAGCCCUUCCCCUGUUGACCACAGUAUUCCUUCUCGCUUCUUCUUUUCUGUUCCCUGUCCUCGUCGUUGUGUGCAGUUGCUGCUGUCACCCCCCUGGCUGGGCUGGGGGGGUCUCUUGGGCCGUCUCUCUCCUUCCACUGACUGCUGUCCCGAGAAAACUACUUGAGGGUCUCUGUUCUUGCCCCUGAGAGCCACCUUCCUCCCUCACCACCUGUUCAGGCACCGCAUUCCCUUCCGAGAAUCUGCGUCUCCGGCCUCCCCCGCUGUACACACGGAGAUGCUGCCCGUGAUAGGCUGACGUGUCCGGUGGAGUGAGAGAGGGGCUGUCAGGUCGGGGGACUGGGGCCUUUGCUCCUGUCUCCCCCUUGCCCUUCUCGGAUCACCUGUGGCACUCUCGUCCCUAGUUCCAGGGGAUGCAGGCUGAGACUCCAAAGCCUGUCUCUCCCACGUGGCGAGAGCAGGACCCUGCGCUCCCCUGCCCUGCCCCGCCGCCGCCCCUGCUUGCUGCCUGUGCCAGUUGCCUGUUUUGCUUCAGUGUUUGAGUCUAGCACUUACACAUGUCCUCCCCCACCAGGCUCUCCUGUCUCCUAGCCCCUUGACCCCUCCCCAUGCAGUGACUUCUAGGAGGGAGAGGGAGCAGGAGCAGUUGGCCUUGGUUUGGACAGAGUGGACAGGGCUUAGGGGAAAGGGAUGAGAUGUUGUGCUGCUGGGGCCUACCCUUUGGCCCUCCCUCCACGCCCUGCACUAUGAUGUAUGAAAUGUAUGUACAGAACCAGAGAUGUUUAUACAGCCAAUAAAGAUGGACUUUCCAUAUUUAUCAGUA